Miscanthus lutarioriparius is the source of this 171-nucleotide messenger RNA. The record is from the annotation of a GenBank genome assembly. Lineage: Eukaryota; Viridiplantae; Streptophyta; Magnoliopsida; Poales; Poaceae.
AUGGUGCGCCGGGCCUCGCCGUUCGGGCGCCCUGCCAUCGGCGGCAACGCCAGCUUCGAUCUCCUAACCUCCAUGGACACGUCCAACGGUAAAGUGGAGGUCGCCGCAGCGUACGCCACCAACGGACCGUACCUUGGCGCUCGAGCAGACGUGCCAUACCGUCCACCCUGA